Sitodiplosis mosellana (orange wheat blossom midge) is the source of this 1316-nucleotide messenger RNA. RefSeq lists its product as uncharacterized. The coding region runs from base 33 to 1058 and encodes 341 amino acids. The record is from RefSeq and is a predicted model, not a curated record. The transcript has 2 exons. Lineage: Eukaryota; Metazoa; Arthropoda; Insecta; Diptera; Cecidomyiidae.
UUCAAGUGUAGCAUUCGUUGAAGACGCACCAGAUGGCGAGAACUGUAGCUGCAUUGGCAAUUAAUGCCAUUUGGCUUUUUAAUUUGAUCUUAUUACCGAAAUGUAUAACGGAUGAAACUGCACCACCACCUCAAACGACAAUAGUACAAACAACACCGGACGAUAAUCCCGAGAAUCAUGUUUGUUGCUUUAAAAAUGAGGUCGUUUCUGAACAUUUGGACGUAUGUCGUUUUACGUCAUGUGAAAAGGCUCUCGAUCCGCCUACAGUUGCUUGUUACGCCAAUAAUAUAAAAAGACUCAAUUGUAAAUGCAUAACAAGGCAUUAUCGUACUUCAGCUUGGCGAUGUGAACCGUUAGAAAAAUGUAUUGAAGAACAGAAAAAUCCACCAAAGUUACCACCAAAUCCCGAAUGUAGAGCAAAACAUACCGAAUUGGUCGGGUGUUUGAAACCCAAGGAUUUUCGAUACUGCCGGUCACAAUCAUCGCAUAAACAUCGUUGUUCGUCCUCCUCAUCCAGCUCGUCGAGCAGUUCUUCGUCAUUUUCUUCGCGCGGCUAUUUCUCAUCGCCAUUUAUAAAAUUUAUCAAAAGCCACGAGAAAUCCAAUCUAUAUAUCAUGAAUGUGUGCAACUGCAAGAAAGGCCGUUGUCUCAAUCGCUGCGGUGAAUGUGUUUUACAGGAAGAAUAUCGAAGAAAUAGAAAAAUUUGCCGGAAAAUGCGAUGCCCUGGCGCAAAUGAAGUGGAACAUCAUGGACGAUGCGUAUGCAAGGAAAACUACUAUAGAAACAAGUGUGGCCAGUGCGUAACAAAAGACCAAUUGAAAAAUACCAUAAAUUGCUUAUGUUCGUGCCCGUGCGGUGAACAUGAAAUGCUCAGAAAGUACAAUGACUAUGAUCAACGCACUUGUUUGAAUUACAAAAAGUGUUCAAAACAAGAACCAGGAAAUAGAAAAUACAUAGUAGCGUGUGAUUGUGAAGACAGUUACUAUACAGAUACCAACCUUUAUGGUCCAUGCCAUGAAAAAUCUCAAUGCCGUGAUUGCCCAAAAAUUAAUGGAUAAUAAUUUUUUUGAAAAAUAUCUAUAUUCAUAUUAGACAUCAUUAGAUUUAUUAUUAGACAUUCUCUAUUAGAAUAAAUUUUUUUGUAGAGUUAACAAUUAUUUCAACAUUUGAAAACUGCCAUGGGUGAAAGAUGAAUGAUUUUGUCAUCUCAAUUCAAGCAGCCUAUAAAGGAAAAAGAGGCUCAUUUCAAAAUUGCCUUUCUUUCGAAUCAUUGUACUAGUAUAAGCAGCUUUAAAUAAUUAAACGGAAUAUAUAAA